Auanema sp. JU1783 is the source of this 549-nucleotide messenger RNA. The record is from the annotation of a GenBank genome assembly. Lineage: Eukaryota; Metazoa; Nematoda; Chromadorea; Rhabditida; Rhabditidae.
AUGACAAUUGCUUCAGUUACCCCAAAGACUUCAGAUUACUUGUUCUCUCCCGCUUUAUUGAAAGAGUUCAAAGGUCAAGUUCCCGAUGGAAUCCGUAUCCGCCCAUUGAAAACCAGUGAUUACCAUGAUGGCUUCCUUGAAGUUCUCGCUCAGCUGACCAGUGUUGGUCAAAUAUCCGAGGACGAUUUUUUGAGCAGGUUCGAAACAAUGAGAACAAAGCCCCAAUCCUAUUACGUCGUUGUUUUGGAGAAUUUGAACACUGAAAAAGUAGUAGGAGCCGCCACUUUAGUAGUUGAAUGGAAGUUCAUCCACGAGGCUGGAUGUCGAGGAAGAGUUGAAGACGUUGUUGUAGAUUCGUCAAUGAGAGGAAAGAAACUUGGAGUGUUACUGAAUGAAAUCCUCGUUGACCUUGCCAAGAAAUUAGAGGUAUACAAACUCAGUUUGGAGUGUAAAGACUCUCUCAUAACUUUCUACGAGCAAUUCGGAUACAAAAAGGACGCUGGAAAUAACUUUUUAGUUCAGAGAUUUGAUGGAGACUUAAAGGCAUAA